CUCCGAGUGUCUAAUCUUAACCUGUCAUGUUCACUGGCCCUUGACUAGGCUAAAAAGUGAGUGCAAAAAGCGUUUGCAAGUGCUAGUCAGACAUGUCGUUUACCCUUCACAUCCGCUUCUACCUCCAUUUCCCUCACACAUUACCAUCCCCACCAUCACAAAAGGCAAAAAGCACGUCAACAAGCCCACAUUCAACAAGAACACCUUCCACAACUAUGAAAUCCACAAAGACGUCUAUAUCCGCCCCAUCAUUGGCUGCUACAUCAACUGCAGAAGCGCCUCCACGCGCUGCAGCUCCCGCCUUCACCAUGAGCCGCGCCGACGCGUGCCGCAAACAGCAAAUCUGCAGGAGACUCGACAACAUCUGCAUUAAGGUGAUCUUCAGAUCCAGGGCCUUUACCGAUGUCAGCCACAAGUUCUCCCGCAUGUGCUUCAAGAAGAAGUACAAGCCCUACGUGGACUUUGACCCCGAAGUCAACUUGGCAAUGCUCACGAUCACUUGCGAGCACGAGCGUGAGAAGCUAGAAGAGGUCGUCAAGAUGCAGCUCGAGGUGGCAAGGCAGGCACGCCUGCUCUGCUCGGCCGAGGCCAAGGAGAAGAGGCUUGAUGCCGCGUACUGGAAGCUCGUCAACAAGUACAAGAAGGGUUGA
Molecule: messenger RNA, 650 nt
Organism: Bipolaris sorokiniana ND90Pr
Lineage: Eukaryota; Fungi; Ascomycota; Dothideomycetes; Pleosporales; Pleosporaceae
Exons: 1
Coding region: 93-650 (185 amino acids)
Source: RefSeq, a predicted model, not a curated record